Messenger RNA from Photinus pyralis (common eastern firefly), 9356 nucleotides. RefSeq names its product fibrillin-2-like. The record is from RefSeq and is a predicted model, not a curated record. The coding region runs from base 212 to 8830 and encodes 2872 amino acids. Lineage: Eukaryota; Metazoa; Arthropoda; Insecta; Coleoptera; Lampyridae. The transcript is spliced from 39 exons. Gene Ontology annotation, molecular function: calcium ion binding.
GCCUCCAGUAACGAUAAUACUACAACGACAGUCGCAUCUCGGAGUUGUAUCUGAAAGCAGCGUCUUAUUAAUAUCUUCUCUUGUAUGUCGUCGUGUUACGAACUUAUGAUUAUAAAACAUUUUAGGACAUGUGGACAUGUGUUUUGAUGUUAUUCAUUAAGCUGCGUGUAUAACCUACUAGAAGACUGCAAAGUAAAUUAAAUAAGUAAAAAUGUUCAAUUUUUACAUUGAACAUCCGCGCUCGUUAGUAAAAUGUAUCGUGUUAAUCUACGUAUCAGUAUUAGUAACCGGAGAGAUUGCACCUCCACCACCAAGGCACUUCACCAACGGUGACCACGACAAUGCAUUACAACCUGUGACUCCUGGAGGCCCAAACGUAUGUCGCUCGAAAUACAGAUCAUAUUGCUGUGCCGGAUGGUCACGACAUCCUGUCUCGGGAUUAUGUAUUACACCAAUAUGUAGUCGAUCUUGCGGACCUUCCGGACGAUGCAUACAGCCUAAUAUGUGUCUUUGCGGGGGAGGUAUCAGGUCACCAGCUUGCGGUCCAGGUAUAAAGAACGGUGAAAACGGAAAUGGUACAUCGUGUCGAUUUAUGUGUAUGAAUGGGGGAACUUGUACUGAGGGAAAAUGUGUUUGCGCACCAGGCUACACAGGGGAAUACUGUAAUGAACCGAUAUGUCUUGAACCGUGCAAAAAUGGCGGGCGCUGUAUUGGUCCCGAUCGUUGCGCCUGCGUUUAUGGAUUUACAGGCAACCAUUGUGAAAUAGAUUACAGGACUGGGCCUUGUUAUGGCGGAGUGAGGGGUAGUCUCUGUGUUAACCAACUCGACGGCGUUGUAUGUACGAAGACCCUAUGCUGUGCUAGUAUUGGAAAAGCGUGGGGUCAUCCUUGUGAACAUUGCCCCAGUAAAUUAGAUUGCGAAGUCGGCUUUAUUAAAAAUCAAAAAAGCAAGGAAUGCGUUGACAUAAAUGAGUGUGAGGCAAUUCCGUACCUCUGUUCUGGGGGAUUAUGUGUAAAUACUGUGGGUUCCUUCACGUGUGAUUGCCCACCGGGACAAGCGCGUAAUCCUGGCACGAAUAAAUGUGAUGACCGAGACGAAUGUCUAGACGAGGGGAUUUGCAAGGACGGGCGCUGUGUUAACACGAUGGGAGGAUACUAUUGUCUAUGUAAUCCUGGAUUUAUUCAAAGUCAAGACAGAACCUACUGCAUUGAUGGAAGGCAAGGAAAUUGUUUCACCAGUAGGAGCCCUUCGGGAUUGUGUAAAAACUCACUCCCAAUGCGCCUUUCCAAAAAAGACUGCUGUUGUGGAGUUAACAUGGGACAAGGAUGGGGUGAUAAUUGUACUAGGUGUCCUUUACACGGAGAAGAGGAGCACAGAUUACUUUGUAGCGGAAAAUCGCCGGGCCCCCCGACAAUCCAGGAACCUCCCCAAGAUGGUAAAGGUGAUGGUUCCCAUCCUUCUGCCGGUCUCACAUUAGUAAAUGAAUGCGUACUAAGACCCGAUAUUUGCGGAGAAGGGCAGUGUAUAGAUACUGUUGACGGAUAUGAAUGUAUUUGCAAACCUGGGUUCAAAAAAGGGAGAUCGCGUGCUUGUGAAGACAUAAAUGAAUGUAAUGAGGGAAAGUGUCAAAAUGGUCAUUGUACAAACACCCCCGGAAGUUUUAUAUGCCUUUGUCCUCCCGGAUUUGAUGUCUCCCCUGAUGGAACAACCUGCACAGAUCACGAUGAAUGUCGUGAGAUAGGAAUGUGCACUAAUGGUCUCUGUAUUAAUAUGGAUGGCAGUUUUAAAUGUCAUUGCAAACCUGGUUUUAAAUUGUCUCCGACGGGUUACGCUUGUGUGGACAUUGAUGAAUGUUACGAAAAUCCACGCAUUUGCCUGAAUGGAAGGUGUAGUAACACUCCCGGUUCUUACACUUGCGAUUGUCUACCAGGAUUUGUGGAAUCUGGUGAUAGAACGUUUUGCAUUGACUUGGAUGAAUGCUCUAACACCGGAAUGUGUAGCCAUGGAAAAUGUGUUAAUAUAGAAGGCUCAUUUAGAUGUGUUUGCGAUUCCGGGUUUAGAUUGGGUUCUGAUGGUAGACACUGCAUGGACAUAGAUGAAUGCAUUCACAACCCUUGCCAACAUGGAAAUUGCUACAACACGCAAGGGAGUUUCAGAUGUGAAUGUCAUCCCGGUUUUAACUUGGGACCAGACGGUCGGUCGUGCCUAGAUACAAGGCGAGAUUUGUGCUACCAAAUGUAUCGUGAUGGAUUGUGCUUCAACCCUUCCACGGCAGCUGUAACCAAAUCAAGUUGUUGCUGUUGUACCAUAGUUACUGGACAGCCAAUGGGUUGGGGAACCACCUGUCAACCAUGCCCCAUGCCCGGAACAACAGACUUUGACACUUUGUGUCCCCAUGGUCCAGGUUCUACAUUUGACGGAAACGAUAUAAACGAAUGCGCUCUUAAUCCAAAUAUCUGCCAGGACGGAGCGUGCGAGAACUUAAUCGGAACCUAUAGAUGCAUUUGUAAUCCCGGCUUUGAGGUAGAUGCCAGUGGGAAACUAUGCAUUGAUAUCAACGAGUGCGAUGUAGAGGACUUGGCAUGCAGCGGAGGACAGUGUCGAAAUGUUCCAGGAAGUUUCCAAUGUAUUUGCCCUACAGGGACACAACUAAAUCCAACCAACUACGUUUGCGAAGAUAUUGACGAAUGUCGCGAGCUCGGUCCUGAAGCAUGUUUCAAUGGCGAAUGCAUUAACACAUUCGGUUCAUACAAGUGUGAAUGUGAUCCAGGAUCAGUUUUGGACAAUACGGGGCGGAUCUGCAUAGACAACCGGAAGGGAUCUUGUUGGACACGAUUGGUCAACGGUCGUUGCGAGAACAACCUGCCUCAUUUAAGUCGCCGUUCUGAAUGUUGCUGUUCAGUUGGUGUCGCUUGGGGUUCCCCUUGUGAACGGUGCAAUACCAACGAAUGUGACUGUCCUAAGGGAUACGCCAAGGUAGAUGGAAAGGCUUGUGCUGACAUAAACGAAUGUGAAUUAAAUCCUGAUAUUUGCCGAGGCGGUGGUAUAUGUGUUAAUACCGAAGGUAGUUUCACGUGCAACUGUCCUCCUGGAUUAACUCUUGACGAAACACGAACACAAUGUCUGGAUGUAAGAAUCGAGCAAUGUUUUACCAAGUACAAACAUGGCAAAUGCGUGCAUCCCAUUGAUGGACUGUUUCAUAAGGAUUUAUGUUGCUGCUCAGGUCUUGCCAAAGCGUGGGGUACUCGAUGUGAGGCUUGCCCAAAACAGGGAUCUGCAGCUCAUACAGAACUCUGUCCGAGAGGGCCAGGAUUUUUAGAUCGGAAAGAUAUUAAUGAAUGUACCGAAUUCCCUGGCAUAUGCUUGAACGGUAGGUGCCAGAAUACUAUCGGGGGAUACAGUUGUAGAUGCAAUAAAGGAUACGAUUUUGAUGAAAAUAAAAUUCAAUGCGUUGAUAUUGAUGAAUGUACCAUUACUACUAAUAAUGUAUGUGGAAAUGGCGUAUGCCGCAACACACCUGGUGACUUUGUUUGCGAUUGUAAUGAAGGAUUCCGCACGAUGGCACCGAUGCAAGUGUGCAUGGACAUAAAUGAGUGCGAAGAAAUUCCCGGUCUGUGUAGGGGCGGUCAUUGCAUUAAUACCGAGGGAUCCUAUAAAUGUGAAUGCCCACCUGGUCAUGAGCUGGCAUCCGACCAGAAAUCUUGUAAAGAUAUCGACGAGUGUUCUAGAACUAGCGGUAUUUGCUCUAAUGGUGUUUGUGAAAAUAUGAUGGGAACGUAUCAAUGUGUCUGUAACGAUGGGUAUCAGCAAACGGGCUUAAAGUCACAUUGCGAAGAUAUUGACGAAUGUGAGGAUGAACCCUGUGACGAUUACUGCGUAAACAGUCCUGGCAGCUAUUCUUGUUCUUGUGGAUCUGGAUACACGCUAAUGUUGGACGGCCGCACCUGCAACGAUAUCAACGAAUGUGCAGACAAUCCGCGAAUUUGUAGCGGAGGAAACUGUACAAAUACCCAUGGAGGAUUCACGUGUCUAUGUACGAAAGGUUUAAUUGCUGGACCUGGCAACAACUCGUGCUUGGACAUUGACGAAUGUAGACAGAACCCGAAUAUUUGUGGUAAUGGGGAAUGUAUUAACACCUUGGGAUCCUUCCAGUGUAGGUGUGAGGAAGGGUAUUCCGUCAAACCUGGGGAAGAACAUGUUUGCUCAGACGAAGAUGAAUGCUAUCUGGGCAUAUACACUUGCGAUGUAAACGCCGAUUGCAUUAAUAAUCCAGGAUCGUACCAAUGCCGAUGUCAAGAUGGUUUCACAGGGAAUGGUGUUAGCUGUAGAGAUAUUAAUGAAUGUCUUACAAAUAAUGGCGGUUGUAAUCAAAACGCGCAGUGCAUCAACACUGAUGGUUCCUUCAAGUGCGUCUGUGACACUGGUUUCAAAGGAGAUGGUUAUGAAUGUUCUGAUAUCGAUGAAUGUUCAAAUGAUCCAACGCUUUGUGAAAAUGGACAAUGUUUAAAUUAUCCUGGCGCGUUUAGGUGCGAGUGUGACAUGGGAUUUAUGCAUCCAGAUGAGCAUAAGGACCAAGCAUGUGUCGACAUCGACGAAUGUCAAAUGUUUAACAAUUUAUGUGUUCACGGAACUUGCGAGAACGUUUUCGGAAUGUUCAGAUGCGAGUGCCGUGAUGGAUUUAAACUGGAUAGCUCCGGUGGUAACUGUACUGACGUAGACGAAUGCGAUAGCCCGCAAUCAUGCGUAUACGGCUCAUGCCAGAACGAAGAGGGCACUUAUAGAUGCAUUUGUCCACCCAAUUAUGAUAUGAUUUCGGAAGGAAAUGCGUGCAUUGAUCGAAGAACUUCAAGAUGUUUUCUUGAAAUUGAUAAUCAAGGUAUAUGCCAGUUGCCUACGGCGGAUUACGUAACGAAAGCUUCUUGUUGCUGCUCGGUUGGUAAAGCAUGGGGUCCCCAUUGUGAACUGUGCCCUAUUCCUGGAAGUCCAGAGUACGAUGAAAUAUGUCCGGGAGGUUUAGGUUAUAAACCAAACGAAAUCACUGUGGUUCUAGAGGACAUUAACGAGUGUGAAGAACACGAAAAUAUUUGUAGAAAUGGUCAUUGUACAAACACUUUUGGCAGCUUUAUGUGUUCUUGCAACGAAGGUUUUCAUUUAGAUCAAUCAGGAGUAGAAUGCAUUGACGUGGAUGAGUGCGUUGAAAAUCCAGGAAUUUGCAAUGUUGGACGUUGCAUAAACGAACAUGGACGCUAUUUCUGCGAGUGUCCUGAAGGAUAUAUGCCGUUACCUGGAGGAAGGGAGUGCGUUGAUAUGAGAAGAGAUGUAUGCUUCCUCAACUACAGCAGGUGGACAUGUUCGCUGCCAAUGACUCAAAAUCAAACGAAAAAGCUGUGCUGUUGUUCAAUGGGUCAAGCAUGGGGUCAGCCGUGUGAACCAUGUCCGAUUCAAGGCACCAGUGAAUACAUUACAUUAUGCGGUGUGCGACCUGGCCAGAUUAUCAACCCAAUGACAAACCAAAGUGAAGGAAUUGAUGAGUGUCAACUCAUGCCUACAAUGUGCACACAUGGCGUCUGUGUGAACACGCCCGGAAGUUUCGAAUGCCAGUGCAAUCGCGGUUUUAUAUACGACAUCAAUUCGCACCAAUGUAUAGACGAAAAUGAAUGCCUGCGCCAACCAAAUCCGUGUGAAGGAAAUGCUCAAUGUGUAAACCUACAAGGCAGCUUCGAAUGCAGAUGUCCAGAAGGAUAUAAACAUGGUUCCAGCUUUAUGGAUUGUGUUGAUAUAGAUGAAUGUAUCGAGCAUCCGAAUAUUUGCAACAAUGGAGAUUGUAAGAAUCUACAGGGCAGCUUCCAGUGCAUAUGCCACGUUGGUUAUUUACUCACACCUUCAAGAGAUAACUGUCUAGAUAUUGACGAGUGCGUUAGACAUCCCAACAUUUGUAACAAUGGCACUUGUUUGAAUGUGGUCGGUACUUACAAGUGUCAUUGCAACCCCGGUUUCAAGCUAAGUCACACCAACGAUUGCGUCGACAUAGACGAAUGUCAUAUGAUGCCAUUUUUAUGUCGAAAUGGACGAUGCCGAAACACUAUCGGAUCAUUUGCUUGUGAAUGUGCUUCCGGAUAUACAUUAACGGCGGAUCAUCAUAAUUGUCGCGAUGUGGACGAGUGUCACGAAGUGCCCGGUACAUGCCCAUCACCUGGACAAUGCCUAAAUAUUAUGGGUUCAUUUGUAUGCACUUGCCCAGAAGGUUAUGAACUCAGCCAGGUUACCAAUAGAUGCGAAGAUAUUGACGAAUGCCAAACAAAUCCGGGUAUUUGCGAGAAUGGUGUAUGUACGAAUACGGAUGGUGGCGCCUUUUGUACAUGUCCCAGUGGUUUCAUUUUGGACCCUAAGAUAAUGUCGUGCGUGGAUAUUCGACAGGAACAAUGCUACGACGAUUUCUCGAGAAACCAAUGUGCCGCCCCUCGCGGUUUUCAGAUUACCAUGAAGGAAUGCUGUUGUUCACGUGGAGCUGCAUGGGGUCGGUACUGCCAACAGUGUCCUAAAGAAGGCACAGAUGAUUUCUCGAAAUUAUGUCCUGAAGGACCAGGGCGAAUGGAUUCCGGAAACGAUCUCAACGAAUGUGAAUUAAUGGCGAAUGUUUGCGAAGGAGGAGACUGUAUAAAUACAGACGGUUCAUUCCGAUGCGAAUGCCCAAUGGGGUAUGCCUUAGAUUCGACCGGUAGAAAGUGUGUCGAUGAUAACGAGUGUGUCACGACACAAAAUGUUUGUGGCAAUGGUACAUGUAACAACGUAAUUGGAGGUUUUGAGUGUUCCUGCGAUGACGGAUUUGCACCGGGUCCUAUGCAGGUAUGUGAAGAUGUUAAUGAGUGCCUCGAACUGGGCAACCAGUGUGCGUUUAGAUGUCAUAACGUUCUUGGAUCGUUCAGGUGCAUUUGUCCAUACGGUUAUGCUUUAGCUCCAGAUGGUCGUCAUUGUCAAGAUGUUAACGAAUGUUUGACACCGGCCAAUAACUGCAAAUUCGAAUGCAAGAACUUAAUUGGAUCUUUCAUGUGCAUCUGUCCGGAAGGAUACACGCAAGUAGGUUUAACAGAUGAUUGCCAAGACAUCAACGAGUGCGCAGUAAAUCCGGGAAUAUGCCAGAACGGACACUGCUUCAACCUGUUGGGAUCGUACAGGUGCGAUUGCUUCGAAGGAUACGAGGCAUCACAAGAUCGAAAAUCCUGCAUCGACAAAAGGCAAGGUUUCUGCUUUAGACAAUUAAUUCAAGGUCGCUGCACCGCGCAGAAUUUGGAAAUGAAUCGCGUAACGAAAGCUGAUUGCUGUUGUUCAAUGGGAGAAGCGUGGGGUCCGCGAUGUGAAAUGUGCCCGCCGAAAUAUUCACCUCAGUAUCAAGAGCUUUGCUUAGAUAGUGGAUUUACUGUUGAUGGCUCAGAUGUGGAUGAGUGUACAACAAUUCCGGACCUAUGCAGAAAUGGUCGCUGUAUUAAUACGCUUGGAUCGUAUAGAUGCAUGUGUCACAAGGGCUUCAAGGUUGAUCCCAGUGGAAUUUAUUGUAGAGACGUCAACGAAUGUCAAUUGAUUCCUUCUCCUUGUAAACAUAUUUGUCACAAUACCGAGGGUAGUUACGUCUGCGCUUGUCCGCCAGGAUUCCUACUAAAUCCCGAUGGUGUGUCUUGUCGCGACCUUGAUGAAUGUAGCACUGGGCAGCAUAUGUGUCAGCAUAUCUGUAUUAACACGCAUGGCAGUUACACGUGCUCGUGUCCAAAGGGAUACAACCAAGUUGGGGAUGAUUGCGAAGAUAUAAACGAAUGCGAAGAGUUAGGAGUUUGUCCAAAACCGGGCCGUUGUGUAAAUACUUUAGGUAGCUUUAGAUGUGUGUGUCCGAGAGGUUUCCAACUGGAUCCUACUGGAACUUAUUGUGUCGACUCCGAUGAAUGUUUGGAUGAUACAAAAUGCCCAGAGGGCUGCCAAAAUCUUAUUGGAGGAUACCGCUGUGGUUGCCCUGAUGGAUAUUCCUUGCAUAAUUACUAUAAUCAAUGUGUUGAUGACAACGAAUGUCUGAAUACUCCGUGCGGCGAUGGAGGCAAUUGCUUUAAUACUCCUGGAAGCUACAGAUGUGGUUGUCCAGAUGGGUAUCAAUUUGAUUCCAAACUCAAUAUAUGCCUUCAAGUCAGUUCUGGGUGCGUUGGAGCUCCUUGUGCUUUCGGAUGCACAUCGUAUGGAGGUAUGUAUUCGUGCGACUGUCCACAAGGCUAUCAACGUAUUGGACAAGGCCAUUGCUUAUCAACAAUAUCGCCAUCUUCCUCCAAUUACGCUCCCGAUUUCGGAAAUGUACCAACCUAUGCUAUAGGCGGUGAUAGGACAUCUGACGACAAAAUUAUAACUGGUGAAGGAUGUUUCUCAUGCAAGAUAAACGGUAGGCAUCGCCGGCAUUCGACACAGAGGAGCAAUUCAACUAGUGGCGAGGAAGUACUGCGUAGGAUUUUGAAGAGAUCUACGGGCCACGUUAGAGCAAGGAGGCAUCAUCAUGGUGAAGAACUGUUGCUGAAUAUUCACCUACAGCAAACUAAACAUAAGAUGCGGAUUUUAAAACUUCAACCUGCCGUGAAGAGCGACGUAGAAUAUUCCAUAGCGAAGGGAAAUGACAGAAACAAGUUCCAAUUAGUCAAGAAAUACGGCGUAUGGGCAUUGCAUUUCAAGAGAAGACUAAAACAUACAGGAAACUUUGACCUUACAAUACACGGCAAACCUACAAGCACAGAAGAGUACGAAAAUUCGAUAUUCGAAAAACCGCUAACGUUACGAUUAAAAUUAAACGUCUUGGAAUAGCGUUAAUAGUAUUUAGUUAGUAAUUGUAAUUAAAUUAAGUAAUUUAAUAAUUUUUAUCUUUGUAUUUUCUCAUUGUUACUGCCUUACAAAGUGAGCUGCAAAUGUUAAUAUAUGGGACUGCAAUAUGUUAUGCUUAAUGGUACUGCCUACAAAAUGUAUUUAUAUUUACAUUAAGACGAUUUUAAUUAAAUUUCAGCCGUAGUUUUCGCUGAUAUGUGAUUUUAGAAUGUAAUGUUUUGAUUUGUUUAUAUUAAAGUUUAAUACAUCUAAACAUUUAUAAACAUUAGAAUCAAAUUGUAAAUCUAAUAGAAACUUGUUAUUGUUAAUUUAAAGGUGUCUGUUAUAAAUGCAUUUUAUUAUUUUUAUGCUGCCAUCACGUUCACUGCCAAUCUAUUAUUUAUUAUGCGAAGUAAAAUAAUCAUUCUAUCAUAUUUGUCUAUUAUUGUAAAUAAAAAAGUUAUAAUAAAAAUUCUAUUUUCAUACGACCAGUUAAAUAACAAAAUUAUUGUGUAAAGUACGCCAUGCU